This is a messenger RNA of Alternaria rosae, 1423 nucleotides long. RefSeq lists its product as uncharacterized. The record is from RefSeq and is a predicted model, not a curated record. The transcript has 3 exons. NCBI's taxonomy places the organism in Eukaryota, Fungi, Ascomycota, Dothideomycetes, Pleosporales, Pleosporaceae. The coding region runs from base 181 to 1143 and encodes 320 amino acids.
GCGUGCCUGACUACGCCCUCCUUAGAUGACGUUCCUGCUAGUCUCUCUAGCUCCCAGCCUCUCGUUACACCGCCGACGCUCCAGAGCCUAAACACCCCGUCAAUUGCCCGCCCAGAGCUGCGCCGCCGCUCGUCAAUUCCACCACCACGCGCCCCGACGACACGCCCACGAAUUCUCACGAUGCUGGCCGGCGCACUCUGCCGCUUGGCAGCCGACGCCCCCAGGGCCUCCCCACACGACAUGCCGCAGCUCGCCCGCACCCUCCGCCGCACCCUCCUCGCCCGCAAUGCCGCCCAGGCCCCGCAUGCGCGCGCCCUCUCACGCGCCUUCGUCUCUGCCCUCCAGAAUCGCCGGUCCUAUGCUACAACUACGCGCGCCACCAAGCCCACGGCGACAGUGAAGAAGGCAGUCAGGACAGCCGCCGCUAAGAAGCCUGCGCCCAAGAAGACGGCCGCAACAGCAAAGAAGGCGGCUCCCAAGAAGAAGCCCGCGGCAAAGGCUGCGCCUAAGAAGAAGGCAAAGAAACCCACCACGAAGAAGCCCGCGCCCAAGAAGCGUGUCAAGAAGGUCUUGACACCCGAAGAACAACAAAAGGUCAAGCUCCGAGAGCUACGCGCCAAGGCACUCAGGGAACCCGUAACCCGCAGCGCAUUGUCUGCUCUCAAUGCCUACAUAGCUGACAAACUGGCUGGUGUUCCGGGUACUAAGACUGGGCAACUUCCGGCUGCUAUGGCUGAGUGGAAAAAGCUGACCCCCGCUGAGCAUGAGCACUACAACCACCUCGCAAUCGAGAAGAACGCCGCCAGAAAGGCCGAGUACGAGGCAUGGAUCAAGACCUACACUCCCGACCAGAUACGCAUUGCAAACAACGCACGUGCCCAGUUACGGAGGAUCUAUGCGAGUGAAAAGAAGAAGACUCCUGCCCAUACUGCCAAGCUUGUCGACGACCGUCAUGUGAAGGUGCCGCCAUCCUCCUUCGGCGCAUUUGUCAGAGAUAGGUUUGCGACCGGAGAAUUAAAGGGCAUUAACCCGCCUGAGGCUAUGAAACUCAUCUCCGAGGAGUGGAAGUCUUUGGGCGCUGCCGAGAAGAAGAAAUACACAGACGACUAUCUUGUUCAGAAGAACGCUGCUGCAUCCGCAUAAUACGUCUAGCGGCAAUCGCUUGUAGCGCCUGCUUCUCCAUUACCCCUCUACUCAGAGCCGCAUCGAUUUCUUUUGUCAGUCAUGAUUUGGGCCUCCAUGAUACCGUGUAUGUUCAAUCUGGAUAUUGGACCUUACCUGGUGUUCUGGUUGAAGACGGUGGUGUCAAGGUUGGAAAUGGUAAGAUUCCUGUAACGGAGACAUGUCCAUGUAGUUUCUCAGAGCACUGUAAUGCUUCUUCUGUGAUUGUGGUUUAUUCUAAUGCAAUCGCAAGUAUUGAGAG